Messenger RNA from Odocoileus virginianus texanus, 1434 nucleotides. Lineage: Eukaryota; Metazoa; Chordata; Mammalia; Artiodactyla; Cervidae. The record is from RefSeq and is a predicted model, not a curated record.
AUGGGGGGAGAGCAAGACGGCCAGACAUCUCUAAGAAAUGUCUUUAAUGGUUCAAAAUUCCUAGUAUCUAAACAGGAGCAACUGAUGGAGACAAUCGAGCACUCCGAGAGGUCACCGCGCAGUAAAGUUUGGUUUCACAAACGGGCUUGGACGCUAUUGACAAAAGCAAAGUCUCCCAAGUCAAGAGAGACCCGGGGUCGGGGAGCGCCCGGAAGCCCAGCAGGACACAGUCCGCCGCAGGGACCGGGGAGGACGUGUGGCGACCCUGCAGCGGAGAACCCUAGCCUCAACCCACUCCCCCAGGACCCCGGGCGGGGACGGGAGCCGCCGGCGGAGGCGGCGGGUAGGCCACAAGGAGGAAAUGGGACGGGGUACCUACAGCGAGGCGGAGGCGGCCGACACGGGGCCGCCCUCGCGGGGGUGGCGAGAGGAACCGGGGGGCCUCCCCGCCUCAGCCUCCCCCGCCCCCAGAGGCGGCUCCAACUUUCCUCCGAGCGCAGAACGCCGCCUGGGCCGCGCGGGAUUCCGAAACUUUGUCCGCCCUCCCAUCGCUCCGGGCCCCCUCUCCCCCACUCCGCCAGCCUGUCCACCCCACCCCGCAGCGACAGCUGCCUGCGCCCGUCCACCCCCGGGGUCGGCCCAUGUUUACCUCAGGCCGAGGUCGAGGCGCUGGUUCCGGCGGCGGCGGCAGCCCCACUGCAGGUUCCUAGGUCCCCGUCACGCCGCCGCCAAGUUCCCCAACAUGGACUCCGCGCCGGCUCUGCUGGCUGGCGCGGGAGGUGGCGGCGAUGGAGCAGGGAGCGGACCCGGGCUGCGCUGCUCCGCGCGGCUUGCGCCACCGCUGCUCCCCCUCCCCCCGCCCCGUCUGGCCUCCUCCCGCCCCGCUCCGCGCGUCCCCUUCCCCCUCCCCCCCCACCACUCUCCUCAGCUAAGCCGCGCCGCCACAGGUCGGCGCGCUACGGUGACGCCGGCGGCGGCGGCGGCGGCGGGACCCUCCGCGCUUUCCCUACUCGCUCGCACUGGCCCUGCGUGCACGACUGCAGCGCUCAACCAGACCUCAGGGGGGCGCAGGCAAUCCACCGUUUGCGACGGAAGAACGUGACGGGCGGAGUCAAGUCACGCGGCCUGCGAGCAGGAGGGAGGGCCCCAGCUGGCGGCGCGGGCUUCUGGGAAACGUCCUUAAAGCCCGGCUCUCCUCCCACGCCGCGGGUUCUGCGCCUGCGCGCUGGAGUCAGUCCUGCGUUGCCGGCUGUACGCCCUAAGCUGCAGAAGACAGUUAAGACGGCCGUCGGAGAACAGGACCGUUAUCCGCCUGAACUACAUCCUGCGGGGAGACUGAAGUGGCCCCAACUUGUAAGCUCACCUCUUUCUUCCCGCCCAGUGGCAUUUUUAAAAGGCUUUGGAGAGGUAUCCUACGUGACUCAUCAGGCCUAG